Phalaenopsis equestris is the source of this 926-nucleotide messenger RNA. RefSeq names its product GPI transamidase component PIG-S-like. Lineage: Eukaryota; Viridiplantae; Streptophyta; Magnoliopsida; Asparagales; Orchidaceae. The record is from RefSeq and is a predicted model, not a curated record. Gene Ontology annotation, cellular component: GPI-anchor transamidase complex. Gene Ontology annotation, biological process: attachment of GPI anchor to protein.
UCCUUCUUCAGUUAAUCCCUCUUUCAGCCUAACAGCCCCUCGAGUGAUUUCUUUGCUGAUCCGAAGCAUCACACUGCCCCAACAAUGGCGGAAAUUUCCGAGUCCGAGCCUCUUAACCCGAACCCGGAUUCUCUAGAUGGCGGCUCUUCCAGCCGAAGAUUCAUCAUGCCAGGAAUUAAGCGUCUCAUGGUAACCCUCUCCGUCCUUUUCUCCUUCCUUGCCGGCCUCCCGUUUCUCCUCAAAUCAACAGAAAUAUACCGGUCGCCGCUUCCCUUCAGUUCCAUCGAUUCCCUUUCUAAUAGCCUCCUCCCGGAGCCACCCUCUCCUCCUUGCUGGAUCCAGGCUGUCUUUCUCCGCCCCAGUGUUGGCGACAGCGUCGAUCGGCUAGCCGGUCUCAUCUCCGAAGAGGUAGGUAAAAGAAUUGAGAAUGUCCCCACUUGCGGAAGCUGUGGGAGAAAUUAUGCUGUCUCAGUGACGGUUGAUUCAGGAAAAGGUGGCUGCAAGCGUAGUGGCAGCCGCAAGGGGGAUCCGUGCUUUUGGCGUUGUGGGGAAGUUGACUCACUGGGGUUGAGGAACAAGGAUGAGGCUGUCGAUGAAAUGCUUGAUGAAGCUCUUGGAAAAGGUGGGCGAUGCAUGGGUUUAGGCGGUGGGAAGAUUUACACUGUGUUCGUGGGGGUGAGCGAUCUGCAGGAGGGGGUCCGGAUUGUGGUGGGAAAGUAUCGACAUGCUUGGAUUGUGGGCAACGUUGAGGAGAAUGAUGCGAGCUUGUUGAUUACAAACAUUUUUUUGAAGUAUUUUGUGAAUGGAGGACGGGAGGAGUUAGUGGAGCAGAGGAAGGGAGAGUUUGUGCCAGUUGGAUUGGAUGGCAGUGUCGUGCUAUCUUUUAGUCUUUUGAAUGCUAACCCUAAUGAUUGGGUUUAUGGCUG